AACAGGCGGCCGCCGGAGGAAGAGGCCGUGGAAGAGGACAACAAGCACGCGGCCGGUACCGAGCAGUUGGUCCCUAUGACUGGUUGUAUAGAUGCAUCUUUGAUCACCGCUCUAGUAGAGCGUUGGCGUCUUGAGACAUCGACAUUUCAUAUGCCGGUCGGUGAGGUUACGAUCACUCUUGAGGACGUUGCCACACUGAGCGGUUUACCGAUCGACGGUGAGGCCGUCAUAGUAGACGUACCAGAUCGUGAGUGGUCGGAGACGUGUACCAGAUUGUUAGGACAUGCUCCUAACGAUCUUAGCGGGGGUGUCGUUAGGCUUAGUUGGCUUAGGGAGCAUUUCAACAAUCUGCCGCCAAAUGCAUCAACAGAGAUUACAGGGCAGUUUGCACGAGCGUAUGCCCUAUCUUUGAUUGGGUUUAUGUUGUUCCCCGAUCGGACUGGAGCUACAGUUCACCUGCAGUAUCUACUCCUGUUGGAGAAUUGGCAGACCGCAGGAGGCUACGCUUGGGGAGCAGCUGUUCUAGCCUACCUGUACCGUGAUAUGGGUAGGUCGGUUCUGCAUAUGACGCAGUCCUCUUCCACCGGAGGUGACCUUGGUGGCUGGGUCGCCUUGUUGAAGCUCUGGGCGUGCGAGCGAUUCCCAUUGAUAGCACCCCGAAAUACAGUGACGGAUGAGCCUAUUACAGCGGACGCAUCUCCACAUGGUGCUCGAUGA
Linum tenue is the source of this 717-nucleotide messenger RNA. The record is from the annotation of a GenBank genome assembly. NCBI's taxonomy places the organism in Eukaryota, Viridiplantae, Streptophyta, Magnoliopsida, Malpighiales, Linaceae.